Molecule: messenger RNA, 776 nt
Organism: Emiliania huxleyi CCMP1516
Lineage: Eukaryota; Haptophyta; Isochrysidales; Noelaerhabdaceae
Exons: 1
Coding region: 244-417 (57 amino acids)
Source: RefSeq, a predicted model, not a curated record
UUAAUAUACCAAAUAAUGGUGUCAAAACACCGGGGGGUGGUUGGCGCGCAGGCGCCUGAGGGGCUCGUGCCGAGCGCGCAGAUGGCUCGACAUCAACCCCUCCACAACACGAUGCACUGCAUUAGACGCCACACCCUCUCUCUCCACUAGACACUCACUCUCACUUCUCCUCUCGACUAAGCUCGGAGACGCUGGGGGGACACUCACGCCCGGAGGCGGUACGCACGACCCGGAGGCGUGGGGAUGGGGGGGGGCCGCGCCGCCGCCGCCGUGCCGCCUUCUCCCGCUUUGACCUCCCCCAGCUGCUUCUCCUCAAAUCAACCUGUGAGCUUGCGAGGGCGGCGGGGGUGGGAGUGCUCUCGGGCGGCGGCGCGCGCGGCGCGAGAUCUCUUUCGCGAGGGCACGUGGGUCGGGUGAGUAUCUCGCGCGCUCGCACUAUUUCACGUUAUAUCAGGCGCUGCCCCUGACUGCCUUUGCAGAACCGCCAGCGGCGGUGGUCGAACCGGUUCGCGGUUCGAGCUGGGACCUUUUGGCUCCCGGCUCGAAACUCGCUUGGAGGGUUGCUUCGCUCUCGCGGAGCGAGCGCGGGCGCGCGGGUGCGUGUGCGCGUGCGCUGCUGCAAGGCGAGGCGAGGCGCGGCGCGGCGCGGCGCGGCGAGGCGGGCGGCGGCGGCGCGCGGUCGUUCCUUUUGCCCGGGUGAGGCGUGGCUUGCGCGCCGCGCGGUGAUGACGCCGCACGUUGAAAAGUCCUUGGUGAGCCACCGCGGUGGCAGCGAG